AUGGCCUCCAGUUCAGAAAUGGAGGUGCAUAAGCUCAGGUCAAUGAUUCCAAAAAGAAAUCCCAAACCUGUGCUAACUGAAAGAAAACAAGCUGGAAAAAGAUCUAAUGCAAUAUUUGAAGCGAUUACUGGACAACAGUCACCCGAGAAAGGAGACCUACUGGACAAAGAAGAGAAAAGUCCUGAUGCUGAUCGUCCUAAUAUGAAACUGAGGAUUGUGCUGCUAAGUACAACUGGAGCAGCAGGAAACUCCAUCUUAAAAAGAAAAGCAUUAACAUCUAAAUUCAUCAGAAGACGCAUUACUGUGAUCGGCACUAUGUGUCGGUGUGACACUGAACAUGAAAUGAGAGUGGAGCUCCUACAUCGUACACUCAUUCUGGGGAAGACUGAUGCUGAAGAGAAGUUAAAAUCUGAGUGUAAUAUAAUCUCUGUAAGGAAUCCGUCUGAGACUGACAGAUCAACUGCUGAAGGAAGAAAUGUGUCUGUUAUUGAUACUCCUCGAUCAACUGAUCCAGCUGUCAAACCAGAUUUAGCACAAGAAAUGACGAGAGUUUUUCGACUCUGUAGUCCAGGGCCUCAUGCCGUCCUGUUUGUGGUAUCACUAUCAGACAGUUUCACAGAAGAAGAUGAAGCUAUGAUCAAAUGUGUAGAAAAGUUUUAUGGGAAAGACAUGGCAGACUACACAAUCCUUGUGUUGACCCACAGUGAUCCGGAAGAGGUUGAAGAGUUUAUCAGACAGGACAAAGACCUCAACAGACUAAGAGAACCAGAAGAACAGCAAAAAGAAAAGACAAGUGAUCAUGUCAGUCAUUCAACACCCUCUGAACAGGACGAUAGCAAUUCUGCCAAUCUAAUGUCUGAAGAGGAAAAUGGUGGAGCCUCUCUGUAUCAUAAAGAUACUGCCAGUUUGGAUGAUUUUAAUGAAGAUUCAGGGCCAUCUGUUGCUGUUUCCAUUGAUCUAUCCCUGGAGGACUCAGAGAUUCAGUUUGGAAUUGUUCAUGAUCAUUAUAACUCUUCCCUGGACUACAGAAGAAGGUGGGGGUCCUAGACAGGUAGUUAUAUUGAUAAUAAAUAUAAAGAAAAACUUUAAAGGAAUGGUUUAACCAAAAUCUGUAGAGCACAAUCUUAGUUCAAUCUUGGCUCAAUCUUGGUUCAAUCUUCGUUCAA
Xyrauchen texanus (razorback sucker) is the source of this 1166-nucleotide messenger RNA. Its product is annotated as GTPase IMAP family member 4-like. The coding region runs from base 1 to 1047 and encodes 348 amino acids. The record is from RefSeq and is a predicted model, not a curated record. Gene Ontology annotation, molecular function: GTP binding. The transcript has 7 exons. NCBI's taxonomy places the organism in Eukaryota, Metazoa, Chordata, Actinopteri, Cypriniformes, Catostomidae.